AUGGCGUCGGGGGUCUCUCUUGGUUCUGUCGCUCUCUGCCUGUCACUCUUCUUUCUCUCCAGCUUAGUCCAAGCUUUAAAGCAACCACACUGCGCUGAUUUUUUGCAGCACUGCGCCUGGAACGCCAGCACAUCUUCGUGUGAGUUUCGCAAGUCCAUUUCCUUUGUCUGUGGUCCUCGUAACGUAUCAAUUUAUCGAGGUUUCACGGCCAAUACUACAUUAUCUUUUCCUGAUGACGAUAACGAGCCUAAAGCUGCAGCAAUUGCAGGAUUUACGUGCCAUUGGGACGUGGCAGGGGCUCUUCAGGUGGCACCAAAUGUGACUGUCGCUGUAAAUGGUGAUGACUGUUUACUGCAUAUUGGAUCCGGUCAAAUGGUGUUAAUAGGGGCCAAAGCAAUGCUUCGUGCUUCGUCAUUAAGUAUUGAAGCGUCAUUUGUACAUUUGGAAGUCGAGGCACAGAUUGCAGCGUCUUAUAGUGGCACAUUUCGUGGUAAUCACGGAUUUUUCACAGGAACGGAUGUAUUUGGUGCAAGUAAUGGAGGAGGAGGUGGUCAGCGAUUGAUUGCAAAUGCGACCAUUCUUACACAACAGACGACAAGAGGGUUUUUUGAUGUAAGAGGUCGUACAUUGGAAAUGCAGCUGAUGAACGAGAAAGAAGCACUUUUAAUGAAAAGUAGUGCUGGGUGGGAGUUUGCAGAUUUGUGGGCAAUGGAGAAAGAGCUGAUGGCGAACCCAGCGGUUUCGGGGGUUGAGAGAGACCCGAGUGCGAUGAUUGCACCGUUUCUUCUUGGAAGUGGCAGUCGAGUGGUAAUUGAUGGAGCCGGACGUGCUGUUACGGUGAAUGGAGGUGGACGAAUUCAGAUCAAAGCAUCAAAAGAUGUCGUGGUGAUGGAUGGUGCUAUUAUUCAGGCAAACGGAGCGUCUGCUGUUGAGGGAGUAAGUGGCGGGUCAGGAGGUUCCGUCUAUAUAUCAGCAAAUGCACUGUCGCUGAGCGGUGAUAUUCAGGCUAAAGGAGGGGAUGCGUUUUGCACAAAAGACGCUUCAGAGCGUGGCAUCACUCACUGCUUUCCUGCAGGUGGUGGUGGUCGUGUACAGAUCACGUACAUGUCGAGUCAGUUAGAUACCAAAGCGAUCGACGCAACUGGCGGAACGCUCAGCUUAGACCAAACGAAGAAACUUUUGACAAAAAGAAAGCGCUUUCGCCACGUGCAGAUUUCAGCACUUGCUGGUGCAGCGGGUACGUACUAUCAGGUGGUUCAGCAUUCGGACGGAGUGCAAGAAGCCCAACUUAUUGUUAAUAACGACAUGCAGCAUCUACGACCCAACCAUAUUCAAAGCGAAGACGGAAAAGAAGCGAUUGAUAUUAAUGAUAUGGAUACAGUUAUCGGUGGUGCUGUCACGAGUUUAUAUGUUGGGGGUGACAAGGCAAGCAAGAUCGAUGCAUUAACAAUUUCAAAUGGUGCUGUUGUCGCGACAGGCUGCCUGAAGUUGCCCGGGGGUGACUUGAAGGUUCUCAAUGGCUCGUUUCUUUUGGAUGCGUUACUGGUGGAAUUUCCGCUCGAGCUACCUGAUUCUAUCAGCAACCACACGCCUCUUCUGCAGAUUCGAGUGCGAGACAUGAUUGUUUCCAGUGGUUCACAAAUGAGCAUGCCGACUAGCGCACUGCAGCUUUCUGCUCGCUCUUUUUUGAUGGAUGCAACUGCAGCGCUAGAGUUCACGUGGAGUGCACAGAUCAUUACAAGCCAGAACAUUCACAUAGAUGCGAACGUAUCGAGUGCAUUCAAUCCUAUUAUCGCAGCUCCUGCGACAACAAUGAAUUCAUUUACUUCAUUGACUACGACCAAGCUAUAUGAUAGUAAAAUACUGUCCCUCGUGAGUGGGGGCGAUGUUGCAUUAGGUGGAAUGAUUGCUGUUGGAGCACUAUCCGUAUCAUCGGAAGUUUCGAUUUCAAUUAAUGGUCACCUUGAAGCGUUUAACAUUCCCAGCAUAAAAUCAAAUUUUCGCUCCUGUAAGGAACAGCAGUGGCAAUCACUUCGUUUUAUGAACGAAGAAGACUUGGAAACGAAAGUUGCGCAUGAUGGCUCUGAGAUGGAGCCUACGAUACCUGCCGUUCCCUCAUAUUUGCCUACAGCAAGUAACUUCACGUUGGAGCUACACGCACGGGGAUCAAUAUAUGUCGGUGAAUCGGAAAAGAAAAAGCAACAACUUGAAAUUGAGAUUCAAGAUGAUGAUGGCCUCCCUCCGCAGCCGGUUGGAACUUUACGUGGAGGGGCCGUCUUGUUGUGUGCAACCGACUCCGUCGAAAUCUCGCAAGGGUCUAUUAUAUCAGCGGAUGGAGCAGGACAACUGGCAAACCAGGGCCCCGGCAUGGGAUCGUGUACUGGCUCCAUCGGCGGUGGUGCAGGUUACGGUGGCCGCGGAGCUGACUCAAGCUUAGUAACCAAAAUUGGCAGUUAUGCGUCUGGUGGUCUGCCGUACGGAACACGAUCUGGUGCAGGUAUGCUAGGCUCGGGUGGCGGGUGUGUGAAUGGCGGAAACGGUGGCGGCAUCAUUAUUGUUGGUGCUUCUGGCCUCGUGCUAAAUGGUGAAAUCCAAUGUAAUGGUGACGGUGGUGCAAAUGGUGCAGGAGGUGGCUCUGGUGGCUUUUUAGGACUUUCCGUAGCACAGUAUCUGCGUGGUCAUGGGCAUAUCAGCGCUGUGGGUGGUGGAUCAGAAUGUACCGAUACUGUCACUACUGUCUCGAGUGACGCAAUGUGGCACGAUCCAACACCUUUAAUCGGAAAUAUUCAAGAUGAGGCCGCUGACAAACAGGAAGCGGCACAAUCACCGAUGAGUUCAACUGUUGCUCCUCGCCUAUGCGGCGGUGGCGGUGGAGGUGGACGUCUGCAGCUUACGGGCUGCAAACUAAGUCCAUUCAGUCGGUGUACUAAAGAAUUUGACGGCAACUACACAGUGGCAGGAGGUGCCACCUCGUACAAAUUGGCUAAUAUCGAUGGCGACACUCCGGCAUUACCAGCGCCCAUCCCUGCACCCAUUCUUCCAGCAGGUGCGAGUGGGUCAUUCUUUGGUUUUCCAUGCCCGCCUGGUUCUGGCGGACUCUUCUGCCGCUUGUGCGCCGUGGGGAAAUACAAGUCAGAAAGCAACAGUGCUGAAUGCGUCGUGUGCACCAACGCACCAGCAAACGCGCACUACAUUGGAUCUGGCGCCACUAGUGCGCGUUGUGAUUGGGCAUGUGACCCCGGAUAUUCAGGAUAUUACUGCGUGUCGCCCAUUCAACAGCUACUGGACGCGUGCGGCGGCGAGUUUGGUUUUGCUCUUGUACUAAUGAGCAUAGUGACCUUCUUUAUUUUGCUGGGAUACGCUUGUCGAAACCGCAAGGAGCCCUCGUACACUCGCAUGUACAACAGUCGAGGUACGAAGGGUGAACGGCAGCAUUUACUGUCUUCUGCUGUAGCCAACUCGCAGCGUAGCUGGUAUGCAUUGCUAUUUCGCUGUUUUUACUGGCCUCGGGUUGGCUACCCAAAGCUUAUGGAGCGUGAUCUACCUGAGCACAUGGCACGACUCUAUUUUGCCGGGUACAACGAUCCAGCCUCUCCGUUAAAGCUCCGCACGACAGUCCCACCAUCUCUUAAGAAGGUCCUGUAUGACGUUGAGUUCAGAAACUUGGCGGACCGAAUCAACCGCGUUCUAGCUUGGCAGCGUGGUCCAUGCUCUAGCUGGGGGAAGAUCGUGCAUUUUUUAGUGGCAUUAUUAUGCUACCCGUUCGCGUCCGAAGUAAAACUCUUCCGACGGCAUAUUCGUGUGAACGAGCUCAAGCGGAUCGUUGCGAAGUAUAAUCACGCCUGUAUGAAGGGACCCCGAGCUCGCGGUCUACUUAACGCGGUAAAGCUCGGCUACUGUGCUGAUUACUCGCUUGUCUAUCUCGAGUUGUUGUACAAGGAGAGCUCCCAGUCGGUGUGCGUGCCCACGACAAAGGUCGGCAAACCGUCACUGCCGCUCGUGCUAUUGUUUGCUGGAUGUGGAACAUAUUUUUCACCGUUUUACUUGGACCCAAACGAUUUGCUUGUGCGGUCCAUUCCGCAAUGCCCUGAACUGACGGCUUUUAUUGAUGAACCAUGGAUUGAAUUUGUUGCAGAGCUUAACGAACUGUUGCGCGUCUUGCAGCGCGAUGCGGUUUCACUUGUUGAGUCGCUUCUUCCUGUAGCUGUGUACUUGGAGAAACAACGCGCGCUAUCUGCGUUGGGAAGUAACUCGAGCAAGCUUGGAGGAUUACGUAUCUAUCUUGGUAGAUUUUACGUGCAGGACGAGUUGAGUAUGGGAGAGGAAUUCAAGCUCGGCCUCUUCCUUUCGACAGCAAAAGAGUCGCUAGACAAUGUCGGCAGCAACAAUACCGCCAACCUCCAGCAACCUCCAUCAUCCAGUAGUCGACAAAGCUACGGGAACCAUUGCACAAAAGAUUCCAACUACUACAACAUUAAUGAUGUGUACGGGUAUGGUCGGGGGGAUUCGAUGGAUUAUCCUAGUCAUCGUCAUAAGUGUAGCAUUGGCAAUGACGGCAUGCUCUACGAUAUGGGAGGGUGGGGCACAGCUUCAAACAACAACGGAGCAUCACGCGGGAGGAUUCGGAGUUCCACUGGUUCUGUAAGUGGUAACGCAGCUACCCAAAAUCCAGUGAGUAGUAUACGAGAAGAGGCACUCCGAAUCCGAUCUUCCAGCUCGUAUGGAGACGGAUUAGCAGGUAAUGGGCAUUCAGGGAGAGGUGAAAACUCAGACGAUGUGUUGGUAUUAAUGGGAUCGGGAUCGGCGAAGAAGAAGAGUAUCAACAACGCAACACAUCAGUCUUCUUACGAAGGCUGGCUAGGACCUGUUGAUGCUUCACUUCCCGUGCCGGGAGUACUCAUUUGUGCGGAUGAGCUUCGUGAACGCCUUGCUGAUCGAGCACUACGACAAAGAUUGAUGGCGUUCCUUCGCUUUUACUUGAUGCCUCGCAACUUGCCUCGCAGUAGCUCACUCAAUCUGUCAUGGAUGCUAAGUAUUUCAUUGCUCACGCUUCUCAUGGUGGAUCUGGCAAUUACUUUUGCCAUUUUAGUCAACCUAAAAUGCGUCACCGAAGGUGAAGUUGACCACGAUUGCAGCGCCUCCAUCAUGGUGCCUGUGCUGCUGAUGCCGCCGCUUGCACUCAUUGUGUCGCCCAUUGUGGGCAUCAUAUCGUUGGCACUUUCGUCUUCAACCUUUACGCGUCGGUUUUCGGUCUGGAACGCUCUUUCCAUGAUCAGUGUUGGGAUUGCCAUAUUAGCCUGCGUCGCACAAUCUAGCCGGCUAGUAGCACCAUGGUUUGCAGGUCCAGUACCCCUACUACCAGUGAUUGCCAUGGGUGUGAAGGCUGGCCAAGCUUAUUUGGUGGAGCGCUACAUCGCCUUUCAAGAAACUCAGCGUCGACGUCGCGGCUGGCGCGGCAUCAUGAAGCGCCGGCUCUCAGACGCCAGCAUUCCGACCGAGUCACCCUAG
Messenger RNA from Peronospora farinosa, 5508 nucleotides. The record is from the annotation of a GenBank genome assembly. NCBI's taxonomy places the organism in Eukaryota, Oomycota, Peronosporomycetes, Peronosporales, Peronosporaceae.